Dermatophagoides pteronyssinus (European house dust mite) is the source of this 1923-nucleotide messenger RNA. RefSeq lists its product as uncharacterized. Gene Ontology annotation, molecular function: nucleic acid binding. NCBI's taxonomy places the organism in Eukaryota, Metazoa, Arthropoda, Arachnida, Sarcoptiformes, Pyroglyphidae. The record is from RefSeq and is a predicted model, not a curated record.
GAAUAUUCAAUGAGCUAUUUAAACAACAGCAACAACAACAAUUCAAAAAAUGAACAAAUUAACAAUCAGAAAAAAAUCAGCCAAUUUUUCAAUCAACCAAGAAAUAAACAAUAUUUUGCCUAUAUGCAAGAUGAAAAACUUUAUACAAUCAAAAAAUUAAACAAUUCAUUUUCAAUAUCGAUCAAUGAAGAAACGAUUGUUAAUUUUGUUUUUGAAAAAUGUUAUAAAAAUUUUGCUGAAACAUCAAUAAUACCAUUAAGAUUUUUACGAUUUGUUUUUGGAAUAGGACGUCAACGUGUUUCUGGCUAUAUUUUUAUUGAAAGUAAAGGAAACAAUGCCAUCUGUUUGACAUUUGAUUUUACAACAAAUAAAGGAAAAAAUUAUCUUUUAGCUUUUCAAGUUGAUUUUCAACAAACGCUUUUUGUGAUACAACGAAGAUUUUCAUUCAACGAAAAUCCCAAUCGAUCAAAACAUGAUGAAACUAAACUGAUUGAACAAUAUUAUGGUAACAUGACGAUCAAGGAUUUUAUUAAAAAAGUUAAUUUAUCACAUUCAGAUCAUAUAAAUAAAUAUGGAAUUAAAUUUAAAAAUUAUUUGAUAAAAACUAAAGCAUUAAAAAUGCCGAAAAUUUUUCCAAAUUUUAAAUUUAAUUUUCCCGAUCCUGAACGAAAAAUUCGAUGGAUAGUAUUGUGUAUGGAUGAAUAUUUUUUAAAUUUAAAAAAAUUUGUCAAUUCUUUUAAAGAAAAAGCUAUUGAAUAUAAAUUCAAAAUGGAUGAUUGUUUAUUCACUCAACUAAUCAAAUGUAUAAAUAUUGAAGAAUUGGAAAAUAUUUUUUCCAAUUUAAUUAGAUUCGAUGUUGAUUAUGUACUUUUUGGCAUAACUGAAGAUUUCAAAAUCAACGGUAUGUCUGGCCAUGAUAUAAUCAAAUAUUUAAGUCUUUGUAAAUUCGGUAUACCAUGUCAGAUAUUUAAAACAAAAAAUUUUUACAAUACAAUCGAAUUUGAUGAAAGUUUAUUCAUAAAAAUGAGCCAUCGAUUAGGUGAAUUUCCAAUCAAUAUUACUGAAGAAUAUUGGAAUAUUAAUGGUUUCAUUGAUUCAAAUGAUUCAAUUUUUAUGGCUGUCAAUUGUACAUCGCAACAAAUUCAAGGCAAAACAUAUUUUAUUAUGUCAAUUGUAUCAUCUAAAGAUCAUAAAUAUAUUUUAUAUGAUGAAGCUCAUAUAAUUGAUAAAAUACAAAAUUUCAAUCGAUUACGUCAACAAAUGUAUUUAAUCAUUUGUAAAUAUAAAGAACGAUUUCAACGAAUGCCUAAAACAGUUAUUCUUUAUUAUAAUGAAAAAAAUGAUAAGGAUUUUAUUCAGAUUGAAAAAUUAUGUGAUCUAUCAAUAUUUCAUCAAGAAACUGAAUCAAUCAAAUGGGUAAUCAUUAAUAUUGUUUUACCUUCCAAUAUACCCGGUAAAAUGUUUGGAAAACCUGAUUGUAAUCGUUAUUCAUAUUUAAUUGAAGAUGAAAAAAUUUUUAAUGAAAAUGGAUUCAUUCUUUGUCAUAAUUCAUCGUUUGAAAAUUCAAAGGCAAUAUCAAUGAAAUGUGUUGAAUGUAUUAUCAAAAUGAAUACAGCAAAAUUAACCGUUCAAACAUUGGCACAAAUUACCGACUUUCUUUGUUAUUUAUUUACAGAAAGUUUUAAUGUUAAAAAUCAACCAUUACCAUUAUCAUAUGCAAUUAAUUCAACAAGACAAGCAUUUUCACGAUUGAAUGGUAAAUUAUUUGUAUCACAAACAUAUUUGAAAAAUUAUUCUGAAGAAGAAUUUUUGGAUAUUAUGAAUAUUUUAAUGAAAUAUAAAUUUCUUCAUGAAAAAAUUUCAAAUCCAUAUGUUUAAGCUAAUAUUUUUUUCAACUUCAACUUUUUCUUUUGAUGUGUAACA